AUGGCAGGGACAGACAUUCUUCGUGUGCUUAGACAUUCAGCGACAUCAUCCGUCUUUCUGCUUUGUUUGUGGAAUAUGGUUUUCGGGCAGAUUCGUUACUCCAUUCCUGAAGAACUGGAACGCGGUGCUUUCGUCGGAAAAAUCGGAAAAGAUCUGGGACUGAGCGUAGAGGAGCUAUCAAGACGUAAGUUUAGAAUCGUAUCGGUCGGUACAAAACAAUAUCUGGAUGUAAAUCCUAUGAAUGGGAUUUUAUUUGUGAAUGCAAGAAUUGACAGGGAACAGCUAUGUGGACAGAGUGAUAGUUGUACAUUACUCAUAGAGGCUUUAGCUGAAAAUCCCGUGGAACUGUAUCGUGUGGAGAUCGAAAUUUUAGAUAUAAAUGAUAAUUCUCCAAGCUUUCCGAACAAAGAAAUUCACUUAGAAAUUACAGAAACGGCCACUCGUGGAGUUCGCUUUCUGCUGGAGCGUGCGCAUGACGCAGAUGCGGUAAAUAAUUCAGUCUCUACGUAUCAUCUUACGCCAAAUAAGCAUUUUGUUUUAGAUAUACGAAAUCGUGGAAAAUGGAAAGUUCCCGAACUAGUAGUGGACAACAUUCUUGACCGAGAAACGCAAUCGAGGCACAACUUGUUACUUACAGCUCUGGACGGCGGAUCCCCAGAGAGAUCAGGUUCCGCUCAUGUGACUAUUAUUAUCUUGGACACGAAUGACAAUCCUCCCGUUUUCGACAAUUUAUUGUACACAGUUAGCGUAAAGGAAGAUGUGCCACCGGAUACUUUACUGAUUGAGCUAAAAGCAACUGAUCUGGACGUGGGAAAAAAUGCAGAAAUUAUUUAUUCUUUCAGCAAUUACAAUGAACCAAGAAUAACUGAGAUAUUUGCGAUUAAUCCAGCAACCGGAGCAAUACAUCUGAAAGAAAGUUUGGAUUUCGAGGAAGCAAAUGUGUAUGAGUUUGAUGUUGAGGCCAAAGAUGGAAACGUGCCACCACUAAUGUCACACUGCAGCGUGCAGGUGCAAAUCACAGACGUCAAUGACAAUGCUCCCAAUUUGACUAUAACUUCGGUUUCCAGUACAGUCAGUGAAGAUAUUCCGAGUGGAACUUUGAUCGCGUUGAUCAGCGUGACGGACAAGGAUUCCAAUGACAAUGGGUAUGCCGACUGUUCUAUUUCACCUACUCUCCCUUUUGAUCUAAAAUUCUCCUUUCGUAAUUCUUAUAGACUCAUAACAAAUACAGCACUAGACCGUGAAAGUGCACCUCAACACAAAAUAAUGGUGACUUGCAAAGACCGAGGAAUCCCACCAUUACAUACCAACUGGACAAUUGUGGUAAAUAUCUCAGAUAUAAAUGAUAAUGCCCCACGCUUUAUGCAGCCUACCUACACGGCCUACGUGACGGAAAACAAUUUACCUGGCAGUUAUAUUGGAUCAGUGACUGCUCUGGAUCUCGAUAUUGGCCGAAAUGCUCAGUUGUCUUACUCCAUUGUAGAGAGCGACCUUCAUUCAGGGCCGGCAUCUUUAUAUCUCUAUAUCAACUCUAACAAUGGCAGCAUUUACUCGAAAAGGUCAUUUGAUUAUGAGCAAAUCAAAAGUAUUCAAUUUCAAGUUCGAGCGCAGGAUGCCGGAUUACCAUCACUUUCCAGCACCAUUGUUGUUCAAGUGAUUGUCUUGGAUCAGAAUGAUAAUCCGCCGACCAUAAUAUCCUGGAAAACGACGCGCAAUGGUACUUUACAUGUGCCCCGAUCUGCAGAUCCAGGAUAUCUGGUAACGAGGAUCAUUGCUUCCGAUGCAGAUUCUGGUAAGAACGCUCAACUUUCCUUUCAAAUGAAACAGACCAGUAAUCCAGGUCUUUUUAUAAUUUCACAUAGUUCAGGAGAAAUAAAGAGUGUUCGGAGAUUCAAAGAUAGUGACGUCACCACACAAGAAUUAAUUGUCCAGGUGAAAGACAACGGUUACCCCGCUCUUUCUGCCUCGACUACCUUAACUUUGACAGCAAUAGAGCAACAUUUAACAUAUCAGCCCGAUUUUAAGGAACCACGCCAAGAUUUAAAAGGAACUCAGAAGUUAAGUUUUUAUUUAAUAAUUUCUUUGGGAGCAACAUCUUUUGUUCUGCUGCUGGUUAUCAUCGUCUUGGUUAUCGCAAUUUGCCCACUGGGCAGCAGCGCUGUUUCGGGCGGUGUUUGCCGCUUUGCUGACGGCUGCUGUAUCAAAGAGUUGGAAUGCCAGCAUUCGAAUGUCAACCCUCACGUUACGCCGGAUUUCCACGUUCUUCCGAGUGUGCUUGAGGUUCACGGCAAUGUAUCCCUUACAGACACAUACCGUUAUAAAGUUCGGUCAGCCCCUGAAUCAUACGACUUCUUCUUCACCCCAUACAGUCCAGAGAUGGCAAGUAUUGCUGGCAAUAAACCCGGAUUACUGUUGCAGGAGCAUCCAGUGGAGAGGAAGUUCUGCUUAGAUCAGACUAUCUAUGCUGCAAAAGCAAUGACACAAACAAGUGUCCCCCGCGUGCUUAGGAAAUCAGAGAUAUCAUCCAUCUUUCUGCUUUGUGUGUGUAAUCUGGUUAGCGGGCAGAUUCGUUACUCCAUUCCUGAAGAAUUGAAACCUGGUGCCUUUGUCGGAAAAAUCGGAAAGGAUUUGGGUUUGAGUAUACAGGAGCUGGCAAGUCGGAAAUUCAGAAUUCUACCAGUCGCAUCAAUGCAAUAUUUAAAUGUGAACCGAGAGAAUGGGUUUUUAUUCGUGAAUGCAAGAAUUGACAGGGAAGAGCUAUGUGGUCAAAGUGAUGACUGUGUACUGCUCAUGGAAGCGGUGGUUGAAAAUCCCGUCGAACAAUACCGGGUGGAAGUUGAGAUUCUGGAUAUAAAUGAUAACUCGCCGAUUUUUCCGAACAGGGAACUUCAGUUGGAGAUUUCGGAAUCGGUAAUGCCCGGAACACAUAUCCCCUUAGAGCGUGCACAUGAUCAGGACGGAAGAAAUAAUUCUAUCCGCAUGUAUCGGCUUAAUAGAAAUGAGCUUUUCAUUUUAAAUGUUCAAAGUACAGGAAAGUGGAAGUUACCCGAAUUAGUACUGCAGAAGAUUCUCGACCGAGAAAAAGAAAUGAAGUACAGUUUACUACUGACCGCGCUUGACGGCGGUUCUCCACAAAGGUCAGGUACUGCUCAUAUAAAUAUUGUUAUUUUGGAUGUAAAUGAUAAUCUUCCCGUUUUCCAGAAAUCGCUGUAUAGUGUUAGUCUGAGGGAGAACGUCCCUGUCAAUUCUUUAGUGAUUCAGCUUAACGCGACUGACUUAGAUGAGGGUACUAAUGGUGAGAUCCUUUAUUCUUUCGGCAGUAGUAAUGAACCAAGAUUAAAUGAAAUAUUUGCUAUUAAUCCCAACUCAGGGGAGAUUCAUACAAUAGGAAUGUUAGACUUUGAGCAAACGAAUGCUUAUCAGAUUCACGUGGAAGCAAAGGACAGAAGUGCGCAACCGUUAUCUGCACACUGCAACGUGCGGGUGGAAAUUACAGACGUCAAUGACAACUCGCCAGACUUGACCAUAAAUUCUAUUUCCGGCACAGUCAACGAAGAUGUCCCCACUGGAAAUUUGAUAGCGUUACUCAAUGUCAAAGAUCGCGAUUCCAAUCAAAAUGGAGACAUAGACUGUUCAAUUUCUCCUAACAUCCCUUUUGAGCUACAAUCUUCCUUUACAAAUUCUUACAGACUGGUAACUAGUGCACUACUGGACAGAGAAACAGUUCCUCAAUAUAUUAUAACGGUGACUUGUAAAGACCAUGGUUCGCCUUCGUUAUAUUCCAAUAAAACCAUAACUGUCAAUGUUUCGGAUGUAAACGAUAAUGCUCCACAAUUUACGCAGCCUUCAUACACCGUCUACGUGACCGAAAACAAUGAAGCUGGCAGUUACAUUGGAAAAGUGACGGCUUUGGAUCUUGAUAUUAAUCGGAAUUCACAGAUAUCUUACGCUAUUUUGCAACCACAGUCAUUGCCAGUAUCUUCUUAUCUCUAUAUCAAUUUAACCAACGGCAAUAUCUACUCCAAAAUAUCAUUUGACUAUGAGCAGCUUAAGACUUUUCGGUUUCACGUUCGAGCUGAGGAUGCGGGAUUACCAUCGCUUUCUAGCGAUGUAUCUGUGCAAGUGAUCGUCUUGGAUCAGAACGACAAUACACCUACUAUACUAUCAACCGGAACAAAGGGCAAUGCCAGUUUACAUGUUCUCCGAUCUGCGUAUCCCGGAUAUUUGGUAACAAAAAUCGUUGCAUCCGACGCAGAUUCUGGUAAGAAUGGACAACUUUCCUAUCAGCUGAAACACGCCACCGUCCCGGGUCUUUUUAUGGUUUCACAUAAUUCAGGAGAAAUAAGAAGUGUUCGGCGGUUCAAAGAUAGCGAUGCCACUAAACAAAAGCUAACCGUUCAUGUGAAAGACAAUGGAUACCCAUCCCUUUCGACUACGGCAAUCUUAACUGUUACAGUAAUUGAUGAAGAUACAACGUAUCAGCCGGACAUUAGUGAACAUCGCCAGGAUAUGAUAAACAGGCAGCAAUUAAGUUUCUAUAUAGUAAUUACUUUGGGAGCAACUUCUUUAAUUCUGCUGGUGAUUAUAAUUGUGCUUUUUGUUGUAAUGUGCCCAAUGAGCAGAAGAGCUGCUUCCAGAAAUUCCUGGGCUUUGGAACCCUGCUGCUGCACCAGAGAUUUGGAAUAUCCGAAUACAAAUGUCAAUCUUCAGUUUGAUCGGGAUUCCCACCUUCUUCCAAGUAUACUUGAGGUUCGCGGCAAUGGAUCCCUUAGAGAAACGUACCGCUAUAAAAUUCGGUCGGCGCCUGAACCAGAUGAAAUUUGUUUCACGCCAUUCAGUCCGCCGAUGGCAGGAAUCAUUGGAAAGAACGGCAGAUUUACGCUGCAAUACAACGCAAAUGCGGAUAAGAGCUGGUCAAACGAGGUUUUCUAUGUUUCUAUGAUGGAUCCAACACGAUCUGCUGACAAUGUACCUGACCGGAGUAGAUGGAGUGUUCUUUUCGAGCUGAGAAAGUCAGCGAUAACCUCCAUCUUUCUGCUUUGUGUGUGGAAUCUGGUUUGCGGGCAGAUUCGUUACUCCAUUCCUGAGGAACUGGAACGUGGGGCGUUUGUCGGGAAAAUCGGAAAAGAUCUGGAUUUGAGCAUAGAGGAACUAACAAGUCGUAAAUUCAGAAUUGUAUCAGUCACGUCAAUACAAUAUUUGGAUGUGAACCGGUCGAACGGCAAUUUGUACGUGAAUGCAAGAAUUGACAGGGAACAGCUGUGUGGUCAGAGCGAUGACUGUGUACUGCUCUUGGAAGCGGUGGUUGAAAACCCCGUCGAACAAUACCGGGUGGAAGUUGAAAUUCUGGAUAUCAAUGAUAACUCUCCGACUUUUCCGAACACGGAACUUCGUUUGGAGAUUCUAGAAACUGUAAUGCCUGGAGCCCAUUUUCUGUUAGAGCGCGCACAGGAUGGGGACGGACGAAAUAACUCCAUUCGAACGUAUCAGCUUAAUUCAAAUGAACAUUUCAUUUUAGAUGUACAGAGUACUAGGAAGUGGAAGUUACCCGAAUUAGUACUGGAGACAUUUCUUGACCGAGAAAAUCAGUCCGAAUACAGUCUAUUACUAACCGCUCUUGAUGGCGGUUCUCCAGAAAGGUCAGGUACCGCACAUAUAACUAUUGUAAUCCUGGAUGCAAAUGACAAUGCUCCGGUGUUUCAUAAAUCGCUAUAUAGUGUUAAUAUGAGGGAAAAUAUGCCGCCUAAUUCUUUAGUGAUUAACCUUCACGCGACUGACUCAGACGCGGGUACGAAUGGCGAAAUUGUGUAUACUUUCAGCAGUAACAAUGAGCCAAUAUUAAGCGAAAUAUUUACAAUUAAUCCACACUCAGGGGAGAUUCGUACAAAAGGAAUGUUGGACUUUGAGCAAUCCAAUAUUUAUCAGAUUUAUGUGGAAGCUAAGGACAGAAGCGUGCACCCGUUGUCUUCGCACUGUGUCGUGCGCGUCGAGAUUGCAGACGUCAAUGACAACUCCCCAGACUUGACAAUAAAUUCUAUUUCUAGUACAAUCAGCGAAGAUAGUCCGACUGGAGCUUUGAUAGCGUUGCUGAGUGUCACAGACCGUGAUUCCAAUCAAAAUGGAGAUAUCGACUGUUCCAUUUUUCCGAACAUCCCCUUCGAGUUGAAAUCUUCCUUUUCAAAUUCUUACAGGCUUGUAACUAGUGCGUUACUGGAUAGAGAAAGAGUUGCUCAACAUAUAAUAACGGUGACGUGUAAAGACCACGGUUCCCCUCCGUUAUUCUCCAACAGAACAAUCAUUGUUAAUAUUACGGAUGUAAACGAUAAUGCGCCACAAUUUACGCAGCCUUCGUAUACGGUCUAUGUGACAGAAAACAAUAAACGUGAAAGUUACAUUGGAAGAGUGACGGCAUUGGAUCUUGAUAUUGAUCGAAAUUCACAAAUAUCUUACGCUAUUUUGGAGCAACAGAUUCAGUCAAUGCCGGUAUCUUCUUACCUCUAUAUCCACUCAACCAACGGCAGUAUCUACUCCAAAAUAUCAUUUGAUUAUGAGCAUCUUAAGACUUUUCAGUUUCGCGUUCGAGCUCAGGAUGGCGGACUACCAUCACUUUCCAGCGACGUUACUGUGCAUGUAAUUGUCUUGGACCAGAACGACAAUACGCCUACUAUAAUAUCACCAGGAACAAAAGGCAAUGCCAGUUUGCCUGUCCUCCGAUCUGCAUAUCCAGGAUAUUUGAUAACAAAGAUCAUUGCAUCCGACGCAGAUUCUGGUAAAAAUGGACAACUUUUCUAUAAUCUGCAACAGGCCACCGUCCCGGGUCUUUUUAUAGUUUCACAUAAUUCAGGAGAAAUAAGGAGUGUUCGGCGGUUCAAAGAUAGUGACGCCACUAUACAAAAACUAACUGUUCAGGUGAAGGAUAAUGGGUAUCCAUCUCUUUCCGCCACAACAACCCUAACCGUGACAGUAAUUGAUGAAGGUGCAACGUAUCAGCCGGACAUUAGUGAGCCACGUCAGGAUCUAAAUAAAACACAGCAAUUAAGUUUCUAUAUAGUAAUUAUUUUGGGAGCAACGUCUUUAAUUCUGCUGGUGAUUAUCAUUGUGCUUGUCGUCUUAAUGUGCCCAAUGGGCAGUAGUGCUGCUUCAAUCAACGUCUGCCCUUUGGCACUCUGCUGCCGCACCAGGGAGUUGGAAUACAGGUAUCCAAAUGCAAAUGUCAAACCUCAGCCUGCUCGUGAUUCCCACCUCAUUCCAAAUAUACUUGAGGUUCGCGGCAAUGGAUCCCUUUCAGAAACGUAUCGCUAUAAAAUCCGGUCGGCACCUGAACCAGCUGAAGUAUGUUUCACGCCAUUCGGUCUACAGGUGGCAGGAACCAUUGGAAAGGACGGCAGAUUUACUCUGCAGUACAAUGCAAAGCCGUUGCAUAGCUGUUCAAAUGAGGUGAGUGCUGUGUAUAAAAUGGAACAUGAAAAUUUUACGAAAGCAGUGGGGGUGCCAGACCUGAUAAUGAAAUGCUCCUCUCUCGGGACGUGGGAAAGCAGGAAGACCUCCACUGUCCCUGAAGGCUACACCUGCAAGAACUGCAUCCAGUUGCAGCUUCUUGCAGACCGUGUUAAGGAUUUGGAGCUGAACCUGAAUGAACAUCGGAUCAUUUGGAGUCUCACACACAAAAUGAAGCAAAAUAAUGGCGGUGUGUGUGCGAACGCAGCGAACCAACUGUUCAACCGAUCGUACUUUUUCAACUUAUUUCCCGCAAUAAGGGUAUUGGCUUGGAUUUGCUGGAGGAUGAUGUCAACUAAAAUCAUUUCUCAGAUAUUUACAGUCUAUCACACAGAAGGAAUAGCACAAAGGAACAUGCUCUGCAUGCACGGAAAGUCGGUGAUAUCAUCCAUCUUUCUGCUUUGUGUGUGGAACCUGGUUUCCGGACAGAUUCGCUACUCUAUUCCAGAAGAGCUGGAACUCGGUGCCUUCGUCGGAGAACUCGGAAAAGAUUUGGGUUUGAGUAUAAAAGACCUGCAGAGUCGUAAAUUUAGAAUUGUUUCCUCCGCUUCCAAACAAUAUUUGGAUGUGAAUAGCAUAAAUGGAAUCUUAUUUGUGAGUGCGAGAAUUGACAGAGAACAGUUAUGUGGACAGAGCAAUAACUGUGCAUUGCUCGCGGAAGCCGUGAUUGAAAAUCCUGUGGAACAGUACCGAGUGGAGGUUGAAAUUCUGGAUGUGAACGAUAAUUCCCCGAUUUUUCAGAAAAGUGAAAUACGUUUGAAAAUAUCAGAAUCUGCGAUACCAGGAGCACGUUUUCUGUUAGAGGGCGCGAACGACCUGGAUGGAAGAAAUAAUUCUAUUCGUACGUACCAGCUCACUAAAAAUGACCAUUUUACAUUAGAUGUACAAAGUCUUGGGAAGUGGAAGUUACCCGAAUUAGUGCUACAGAGCAACCUCGAUCGGGAAAAACAAUCAGUAUACAAUUUAUUACUGACUGCUAUUGACGGCGGUGCUCCAGAAAGGUCAGGUACUGCUCGAAUAACAAUUGAUAUCUUGGAUGUUAAUGAUAAUGUACCAGUUUUUGAAAAGUUGAUGUAUAGUGUUAGUCUAAUGGAGAACGUGCUGCUAAAUUAUUUGGUGAUUAAGCUUAACGCGACUGAUUUAGACGAAGGUACAAAUGGCGAAGUCAUUUAUUCUUUCAGCAGUUACAAUGAGCCAAGAAUAACUGAAAUAUUUACGAUUGAACCCAAGUCUGGGGAGAUCCGUACAAAAGAAAUGUUGGAUUUUGAAGAAGCUGAUGUUUAUCAGAUUCAUGUAGAAGCGAGAGACAGAAGUGUGCAGUCAUUAUCUACACAUUGCAGUGUGCGGGUGGAGAUCGCAGACGUCAAUGACAACACUCCUGAGUUAACAAUUAAUUCUGGGGCUGAAACAAUCAGUGAGGAUGUUCCGACGGGAACUUUAAUCGCUUUGAUUGGUGUAACUGACCGAGAUUCCAAUAAAAAUGGAUAUAUCGAUUGUUCUAUUUCACCCACUUUACCCUUUGACCUGGAAUCUUCCUUUACUAAUUCUUACAGACUCGUCACAAACGCAAAACUGGAUAGAGAAACUGCUCCUCAACAUAAAAUAACUGUAACUUGCAAAGAUCGUGGGAUCCCACCGUUAUCGACCAUCCGGACAAUUGUGGUAAAUAUCUCAGAUAUAAAUGAUAAUACGCCACGCUUUACGCAGCCGUCCUACACGGCCUAUGUGGCGGAAAACAAUGAACCUGGCAGUUACAUCGGAUCAGUGACAGCUCUGGAUCUUGACACUGAUCGAAAUUCACAGCUGUUUUACACAAUUCUGGAGAACCAGAUUGAAUCAGUCCCCGUAUCAUCCUAUCUCUACAUUAACUCAAACAAUGGAAGCAUCUAUUCAAUCCGACCAUUUGAUUACGAGCAAUUUAAACGUUUUCAGUUUCACGUUCGAGCUCAGGAUUCCGGCGUACCAUCACUUUCAAGCGACGUUACAGUGAAGGUGAUAGUCUUGGAUCAAAAUGAUAAUCCACCUGUCAUACUAUCAAGUCCAACCGAAGGCAAUACCAGUUUGCGUGUCCCGCGAUCUGCAGAUCCUGGAUAUUUGAUAACAAAGGUCAUUGCUUUUGACGCAGACUCUGGUAAGAAUGGAAAACUUUCUUAUGAAAUUCUACAGUCCAGUGAUCCGGGUCUCUUUGCAGUUUCAUAUAGUUCAGGGGAAGUAAGAAAUGUCAGGCGAUUUAAAGAUAGCGACGCAACGGCUCAGAGACUGGUUGUCCAGGUGAAAGAUAACGGUUAUCCCGCACUCUCUACCACCGCCACCUUUAUGUUGACAAUAGUUGAGGAACAGUCGGAGGGUCUGGUGGACGUCAAUGAAGCGAGUGACGAUUUGGAAGACACGCAGAGAUUGUCCUUUUAUAUAAUAAUUACUUUGGGAGCAACAUCUUUUAUUCUUUUAAUCGUCAUAAUUGUCCUUGUUGUGGCUAUUUGCCCAGUGGGCACCAAUCCUGCUUCUCGACGUGCCUGCACCACUAAGUGUUGCAGCAGAAGAGAUUUGGAAUAUGACAAUUCGACAGUUAACAUGCGUAUUGUGCCGGAUUCCCACUUCCUUCCCAGUAUCCUUGAGAUUCAGGGAAAUGGAUCUCUUUCCGGAACACACUCCUAUAAAAUUCGUUCCACGAAGGAACCAAUGGAAUUACUUUUCACACCAUUCGGUCAGCAAAUGCAUGGAACCAUUGAAAAGUGCUCUAAAUAUGUGCCAGCAGAAAAUACAAAAGCGAGGAACAGUCGGUCGGAUGGGGUUAUAAAGAUGUUCGUCGUCAUCUUUGCCGGUGACAAUGAUGUCAUCCAGAAAACCGGGAGAGUCGAAUAUAACGUCCCCAUGGAAGAAAUGGCACGGAUAUUCGCAGUGUUCUUGUUGAGAGAGAAAGCUGUACCGUCCAUCUUGAUGCUUUGUGCAUGGAAGCUGGUUUCCGGACAGAUUCGUUACUCCAUCCCAGAAGAAUUGAAACACGGCACAGUGGUGGGUGAAAUCGCAAAAGAUUUGGGAUUAUUUCUGGAGGAAUUGUCAACCCGUAAAUUCAGGAUCAUUUCACAGGUACCGUCACAAGUUUUGAAUAUAAACCCUCAGAAUGGAGUUUUGUUUGUGAAUAAAAGGAUAGAUAGGGAGCUGAUCUGCGGCAAGAGUCUUAAAUGUAUAUUGCCUUUGGAACUGGAAACUGAAAAUCCAGUGGAACGUUAUCGGGCAGAGGUCGAAAUUCUGGAUGUAAAUGAUAAUUAUCCCAAUUUCAGUGACACAGAAGUCCGUUUGGAGAUUUCAGAGUUGAUAAUGCCUGGGACACGUUUCAUUUUAAAGGCCGCACAAGACCCUGACAUUGGAACUAAUUCGGUUCAGACGUACCAAAUCACACCAAAUGAGCAUUUUGUUUUAGAUGUGCAGACUCUUGGGAAGUGGAAAAUACCUGAAUUGGUGGUGAAACAGUCACUCGACCGUGAAAAGCAGUCUAUGCACCGUUUAAUCCUCACCGCCAUUGACGGUGCGAUACCUGGGAGGUCGGGCACUUGUCAAAUAAUUAUCACCGUUUCUGACACAAAUGAUAAUGCGCCUACUUUUCACAAGCAUUUGGACUCCGUUAAUUUAAUGGAAGAUGUUCCUUUGGGUACUUUGGUGAUUAAAGUCAAUGCUACGGAUUUGGACGAAGGAUCGAAUAGUGAGAUUGUCUAUUCACUGGACAGCUACAAUGAAGAAAGAAUACUUGAAAUGUUUAGUAUUAACCCAAAAUCUGGAGAGAUCAGAUUAAAGGGAAAAUUAGAUUUUGAAGAAACGAAUAUGCAUGAAAUUCACGUAGAAGCUAAGGACAUGGGGGCACAGUCAUUAUCUGCAUACUGUAUUGUUCGGGUGCAUGUCGAGGAUGUUAAUGAUAAUGCACCGGAAGUGAUUCUAAAAUCAACUUCAAGUACAGUCAGUGAGGGCACGCCUGUUGGAACACAAAUUGCAUUGGUUACUGUUACAGAUCGAGAUUCCAAAAGAAAUGGGUUUACUGACUGUCAGGUCUCACCAGCUGCCCCUUUCGAUUUGAAGCGUUCUCGUGCAAAUUCAUAUGAACUCGUUGUAAGUGAUAAGCUUGACCGUGAAAAGGCUCCCGAAUACGCAUUGGUUGUGGCCUGUAAAGAUGAGGGAACACCUCCACUAUCUACUAAUAGAACAAUGAUCGUUUAUAUUUCGGAUAUAAAUGAUAACGCUCCCAAAUUCUUACAGCCUUCUCAUGCCAUCUACGUGAGUGAAAAUAAUUCACCUGGCAAUUCUAUUGGUUCAGUGACAGCAUUCGAUCCAGAUGCGGAACAAAAUUCUAAGAUUUCUUACAGAAUCCUGGAGGGUAGCGUGCAGGGCGAGCCGGUGUCUUCCUACGUUUCAAUCAGCUCCGACAACGGCAUCAUAUACUCGCAGAGGUCAUUUGACUACGAGCAGCUGAAGAGUUUUAAAAUCCCACUGCAAGCUCGGGAUGCAGGAUCGCCCUCGCUUUACGGUAAUGUUACUGUGAAUGUGAUCAUUCUUGAUCAGAAUGACAACCCUCCUGUGAUAUCACCCAGCUUCACCAAUCACAACAAGACAACCAUGCCUCGAUCUGCUCAACCGGGAUUUCUGGUAACCAGAGUGGUCGCCUCAGAUGCUGAUUCUGGGCAAAAUGCACGGAUUUCCUAUGAACUUUUACACGCUACUGGCCCAAAUCUUUUUACAAUAUCACAUAGUUCAGGAGAAAUAAGAACCAUUCGCCGAUUUACAGACAGAGACGCCACCACACAAAAGUUGAUCAUCACGGUAAAGGACAAUGGGCAUCCAGCUCUCACGGCCACCAGCACGAUUAACAUCUCCGUAACUGAACAAGCCGAGCAACUUAGGUCAGAGUUCGGUGAUAAUACUGGCGAUUUACAAGAUAGUUCUGACUUGGCAUUAUACAUAAUAAUUUCUCUGGGAGCGGUAACAUUCUUACUUCUUGUUAUUAUCAUAGCCUUAAUUAUUGCUAUCUGCCCAGUAGACAAACAUCCACAUCGCACUUCAAGUUGUUAUACUGCAAAUUGUUGUUGUACAAGUGAACUGGAUUCCAAAGUCGGUGCGCACAAAUCGCACGUCAAUUUGCAGUUUUUGCCAGACACCAAAUUAAUUACCAACGUUGAAAUUCGGGGAAAUGGAUCUCUUUCAGAUACGUAUCGUCACAAAGUUCGAUCGGCACCAGAGGCAGGAACAAUGGAAGUAAUAUAUUUUUCUCCAGCUAGCCCAACAUCUUGUAGAUCUCUAGGUAGGAAUGUUGGAGCCUAUACAUCAAAGGCAAAUACGGGCCUGCAGAACAACUGGACCUGCACAGGUGAAGUGGGGCAACUGAAUACAGACUGGCAUUCCUCAGAGCCUCACAUAGUUGGAAAGAUCAGUUCCCAGUGCUUGGAAGAAAAUCUAACCCAUGAUGAAAUUAAACGAGAAUUCAACAGACGGCACACAGCAAUCACAUCAGGAGCAGAUGUGGAUUACAUUAAAGCAUCUCCAGAUCUUGAAGACGGUAUACCAAGUUGGGCUCCCAGGUAUGCAUCACAGAAUGCUGACACCAUGGAACGUGAUGAGUAUCAAUCUAACAUCUACUUGGGCGGUAGCCCGGUCAUGCUCUCCAGAAUGCAGGACAAAGAUGUCAAGCAGGACCGGCAACAUUCCGCCUCUUCAACGAAGAAGAAGAAGAAGCGCACUAAACGCUCAGAAAAACGGGGAAGUAAAAGUACCACUGAGGAGCCUCAAAACGAGUAAUGCCUCUUGUCACAUUAAUCUGAGUACUCUCAGUAUCCAAGUCAGAUCAGCGGGGUAGACACAAGGGUUCUGUAAAUUAAAUCUAAAGUCACAUUUGGAAGAGAUAUUGUUGUGUGUACUCAAAUGCUAACUUGUUGUCUUGGAUGUUUUAUAAUAAUUUUAGUUCAAUGCUUUUAUUUAGCUUGGCUUUAUUUCUUCUGUCAGGCAACAUUCACUUCUUGUAUGUUCGACUGUAAAUGCACGGAAAGUCAAUCACAAAAACAAGUUACAAAUGAUCUAUAAAAAGUAGCAUUUUGCUAAUAUGUGAAACUAAGACAAUGCCCAUAAUGAAAAUGUAUUUUCAGUUUACAUGCCCUUGGUGUCAUAACUUAGGGUCUGACUGCAGAACAGAUUAACCAUAUUAAGAUGAUAAAUUAUACAUGUCAUUAAUGAAUAUUGAUCAUUGAUCACCUGGAGAUGCAAUCCAAAUUGACUCGAACUGGGUGAAAACAAAUAUGCACAAAAUCUAUAAUCUGUAUUAAGCAGUGAUUAUUUCCAGUGCCAACAUAAGCAGUUUUAUUCCACGGGAGUUUGAAUGUAGCAAUUCUUGAAUUAAUGCAUGUCAUGCCAAACUAAUGGCUGCAGUUUCUUCAUGUCCCAACAAAUUGGGAAUUAAUAUUGAAGAACAGCAUGUACACACCAUUAUUUUUAUGGUACAUAAACAGCUGACGAUGGGAUACAUUUUUCUCUGUGUUCAAAGUUGAAGAAAAUAAUGUAACUAAACAGAUUUUACAUCAUGUGGAAAGAUUAGUGAAAGAAUUUUCUUUAAAUUUGUAAGCAGAGCGAAGUACAUCACUGUGUAUCUAACAAAAUGUGGAUGAAACGAUAAGCUGGCUUCAGCUACUCAUCUGGGCCAAGUCAGAUUGUUACUGCUUAAUAUUUAUCUGAAUCAUAAUGUGCAUUUGUGAGAUCAGUAAUAACAGAAAUACGUAAUUUUCUCCGUUCACCUGCGGCAACUAUGCAUUUUUGUUAAAUUUGUACCAAAGGUGGCUUUCCUUCUCAAUGACAUCUAAUGUAAUCUUUUAUGCUUAGUCUAUUUUCAGAUGUAUUCUGUUUUUUGCAUGUUUAAGUAAACGUGACCAGGACAAUCUUUACUAUGGAUGUGGUUAUUAAUGUCUAAACUUUUUAUUACUUACUGUACAGCUUCCUUCACACAGAUAAUCUCUCUUUAUUCGUUGCUUGAUGAGUAAACAUUUUCUCUUUUAACUACUGUUAACAAUUAUGUGAAAUUGAAUGCAUUAGCUCAGUUGCAGUUGGUAGUUUUCAUCAAUACCAGACGGUCAUUGAAUAAAAAAAAGCUUAAAAUACUGGAAACACUCAGCUGUUCAAGCAACAUCUGUGGACAGAGUAACAAAGAUACUGUUUCAAAUGAAAUACUUUUCAUUAGAACUUGGAAAGGGGAAACACAAGUUAGUUUUAAAUUGCAGAGUGUUGCAGAGGGAUGGAUAGAACAAAAGGAAUAUAUAUCUCUGAUAGGGUGAGUCAAGAUUGACUGGGAUGCAUUGAUAAAGUAGCCUAUUUGAUUGAUAGUGCCUGACCUCAUCCUAUCAGAAAUAUUCCCUCUCUACUAUCUAUUCCUGACCUUCUCUGCAAUCAAACUGUUUUGUCUUUUCCACCUUGUUGCAUUUUUCUUUUCCCAUAUGCUACGUGAUCUGCCGAGUUCUUCAUAUACUUUCGAUUUUGAUUUCAUUCUUAUGAAAUCUCCAGUUUCUUAUUUUUGUUCUUGAUUUUAAACCACUGAAAAAAAUUUGGCUCUGAGCCAAAGGUGGAAAUAUCAGAAUGAAUUAAUUAAAGGUGGAUUUUAAAGUGACAACGAAUAAAGAAGCAGAGAAUAUUAGAGUGGGACCCACAGAUCUCUGGGCUUUUGAAAGCAUACUAGCCAAUGACGAACUGUUGGGAGUGAUAGAUGCAAAUAUCAAGCAGAACUCUAGUGUGUUUUGAGCAAAGGAAGGUUCUAAAGGAAGAGGCUUUUAAUGCAAAGUUUAAAUAUUGAAAUUGGGAUAUAAAUGAAUUGAUAUGCAACGGUCCACAUUUUCUAUAAUGGCAGUUAAACAUCUUUAGGUUAGACAUGACAUGAAAGCUUUAGGUGUGCUCAAUAACCACCAGUAUUCAGGUUUAAUAUGGUGUUUCCUUCUGAACACUUGGAUUGUUUCCAAAAAUAAGUAAACAACAUGCAUAAAACAAAACGUGCCAAAAUUUUUGUAGUUGCAUCUUCAAAUUGCAUGCAAGCCUAAUUGCACUCAGAUACAUAAUGUAACUUUUGCACACAUUUUGAUCACAUAAUCUCUUCUUGUUUCCAUGUGCAAGUCCAUUCAAAGUACAAAGUUUAAAGUAAAAUUUAUAAUCCAAGUACAUACAGUGAAUGUCACCAUUUGUCAGCCUGAGAUUCAUUUCUUUGCAAUCAACAGUAGAUGCAAAGAAACAUAAUAUAAUCAAUGAAAACUAUACACAAUGACAAACAAUGUGCAAAAGACAACAGAUUGUGCAAAUCUAAAUAGAAAAACAAAAUAAUGAUAAUUAAUAUUGAGAGCAUCGAGUCCUUAACUGGGAAAUUGUAUGAGUUCCCAAGCAACUCUAUGAAUUGACUGAAAGCAACUUCUCACUAGAGAACUGAUAUAUAUUUCUCUUAUCAAGGCAGUUUGUUUUCAUACAUUUAUUCCCGGAUAAAUCGCUGCCUAAAAGCAUUCAGAGUCUGAAAUUACCACUGCUCUGUGUGAAUCCUAUUACCAGUGCAAAAUAAUUAUGACUAAUGUGACAUGCCUGCAUCAAUGAAUUUAGUAAUGACGGUGAUCUUGAUAUUUCAUUUAAACUCACUGGUGGCACCCAACACAGAAUUUCUAGAAUAAGAAAUUAAACAAUCCUUGUACACUCAUAGUUUUGCUGUGAGCUUUAUCAGGAAGUAGUGAACAGCUUCAAUUCACAAAAAUAUUUAAUCAUAAUUGAACAUUCCAAGAUAAUUUACAGGAGAGUAAUUUAAAAAAAUCGUUGUCACCGAACUGAAAUGCAUAUGAUAGCCGGGAGCCAAAAGAUUGGUGAAAGGAAAAGGCAGGCAGGCAAGGGGAGUGUUUGUUCCCCAAACCUGAUGCUUCCAAGUUUAAAGUUAAGGCCCUGGAGUAAUGAUAUUCAAUACUCUCUUCUUGUUGCCAUCAAGAAGAAGCUGCAGGAGCCUCAGGAUCCACACCACCAGGUUCAGGAAUGAUUAUUGUCCCAUCAGUGAACAUUUCCUACAAACUAUGGACUCUCAUGUUUUUGCUACUUAUUAUUUAUUAAUAUUGUUGUUAUUAUAAUUUCUUUUUUUCCUUUCUUUUUGUAUUUACACAGUUCGUUCUCUUCUGUGCACUCACUGUCUGGCCUGCUGGCCGGUCUUUUGCUAAUUCUAUUAUGGUUAUUGGAUUUAUGGAGUAUGCCCACAAGUAAAGAAUCUCUGGAUUGUAUAUGCUGACAUAUGUACUUUGAUUAUAAAAUUACUUCAAACUUUCAAUAAAGAAUUGUAGAAAAACACAGAUAUGCAGGUUACCAGAACUGAAAGAACAGAAAUCAAUGGCAGUGCUUUGGCACAGCUGAACAACACAAAGACCCAGAUUCAUUUCUGGCAUCCCUGUGACUUCACGGAUUUCUUCUGUAUACUCCAGUUGUCUCACUCAUUGGAAAAAAUGUGCAGGUUGUUAGGUUGCUCCACCUUUAUAAACAAUCCCAGUGCAUAUGUAGAUGAGUGGAGAAUUGAUGGGAAUACAGAGAGAAUAAAAAUGGGAUUAAAAUUGGAUUGAUAUAAAUCACAAACAAGAGAAGAUCAGAAGAUGCUGGAAAUUCAAGCAACACACACAAAAUGCUGGAGGAGCCCGGCAGGCCAGGCAACAUCUAUGGAAAAAAUACAGUCGACAUUUUGGGCUGAGACCCUUUUGUUGGUUGUUUCUGAGGCCUGCUUCUGUGUAAUAUCUCUCUAUGACUCAGUCACUCAUUUGGUGAAGGAGCUGGCUUCAGGCCAGUAGAGGAUGAAGGAGUAAGGAUGUGGAGGGACUUUCCAACAACUAAGAAUUUUAAAUUAUUAUUGCAGUGCCAAGAUCAGUGAGUACAAGUUUAAUCAAUGAAUGAGGAAAUGUAAUUAGUUAGGAUAGAAAUUCCCAAGAUUGGAAUUAGCUGCAAGUUUAUAAUGGGUGAGAACUGGGCAGUUAUACUAAAAUUAUCAAAGUGACCAGUGUACAAGAAUGUGGAUGAAAUCUUCAGAUGACCUUGCUUCUUAGGAUAGAAUUAUGGAAUUACAGUAUUGUGACUUAGACGACAGCUUCCAAAGCAAGAACACACAAAAAAGGGGUUUUAUAUUUGUAUUCAAAGCAAGUCAAUUUAAGGAAAGGGCUAGUUGUAAUUUGUAGCUGUGUAUUUAGGAGGGGAUAAAAUCUUUUUCUAUAGUUCCUUUAGGAGUGCCUUCUGACAUUUGACAACUAAUCAAUAGGUAAUGAUGCUCAUGAAAUAAGAGAAAACUCAAUGACACCAACUUCAAAUCAGUGAACUAAAUUUUUUGUCAAUUAUUACACUAAAUAGGCAUGUUGUGUUUCUUUAAAACCCUUUCUUCUUUCACAAAUUGCUGAUGCUACUUGGAUCAUAAUGUAACAAGUCAUAAAUCCAUGUGAAACCAUCAAGUUUCUUGGAUCAUUCCUUUGUUUAUGUUUCCUUUUCAAUGUGGACAACAUCCAAUUUCAACACUCAUUUUCAGUAAUGUGGCAAACUUGUCAAAAGUUUAAUAUGAUAUUCACCACAAUAAUAUUUGUAUAGCCUUUAGGGCAUAUACAGUGGAUUUUAUCAUCAGUUCAUUAUCACAUUUCUAGAAAUUAUAAUUUGAAAUAGCACUUUUAGCAGCUGAUAUCAUUUGGUGUAAGUCUGUUCAGAAAAGGAGAGAAACAAUGCAAAUUUAUUUGUUAUACAAGGAUUGUUGAUUUGUGUUUGGAUGCUGGCUAAUUUUAUGUGCUAUGUCAAAGAAGAAUACUUGAUAAUGACAAUGUGAAGUCAAUUUCUGAACAUUAAAUCACUAUGUAUGAUAAUACCUAUUCAUUUCAAAUUCCCUGCUCUGAUAUUUUGGAAAUGUUUUAAAAUAAAUUGCUCUUGAGUCACCAAUAAAAUAGUACAAGACUGAAUUCUAGCAACAGAAUUUUGUUUAACUAUUAUCCCUGAUUGACAUUUAUAGGAAUUUUAACUGGUUUAGAAAUGACAACACCACAUACAGUUUCAAUUUAAGAACAACCAAGGAAGUGGGAACAGCACAAACUAGAUAUCAACAAUCUCAGUUGACUGACAGUCAAGAAGACAACAGCUAUCAUAAUAGAGCUGACUUUGAUAUACUCAUCUAAUAAAUAAAGACAGGUUCAGAGUUGAUUGGUUGCCACCGUUUUGAAC
This is a messenger RNA of Mobula hypostoma (lesser devil ray), 18705 nucleotides long. RefSeq lists its product as uncharacterized. The record is from RefSeq and is a predicted model, not a curated record. Gene Ontology annotation, molecular function: calcium ion binding. Gene Ontology annotation, biological process: homophilic cell-cell adhesion. Gene Ontology annotation, cellular component: plasma membrane. NCBI's taxonomy places the organism in Eukaryota, Metazoa, Chordata, Chondrichthyes, Myliobatiformes, Myliobatidae.